GAGUACAGAGUGAGGGACUGAGCGGUGAGCCUGAGGGGAGUCAGUACGCGGGCCGCGGCACAGGGGGAGACACCCAGCUCCUCUGGUCUUCCCACAUACUACCUUCCCCUACCUCUCUCCUGACACUUCCCUCGGUCCAUCAUCGUCAGUGUAGGUUCGUAGGCCCUGCUGCUACUGUUCAGUGGCCAACACACUGUUCUCCCAGUAGAGAGUGACGUUAGGACAGGAGCAGUAAGGCCAAGAUGAUAGUGAGAGUGUGAGCAGCGUGGAUUGUUGUAGUGCAGUGUUUGUUAUUGUUGGCCGCCUGCCUGCCUGCCCCGCCACACCUGGGGGAUCCCUGCCCCUCACCCACUUGACCACUGCCUCUACAGCUUGAGUGACAUCAGCAAUGCCCGCGCCAUCUAGCCUCCGCGGGCAAGUGUUGUCGGCGGCAGAGGUAUCUCCCCCGGAGGAGUAUUUCCGUGGGGUAUCACCGCUAUGUCGUCGCAUGCUGGACGACAUGACAGCCGUGCGGGAAGCCUACGGCGAUCGCUGGUAUGGCCUCUCCUACCAGCAACAGUGCCGCGUCAUCGACCAGGCCAUAGUAGAUGAGGCAACAGUGCGACGGUACGAGGUGGGAGGCGGUGAAGGCCCUGACUGUGAGUACUUCCCCAAGCUGAAGCUGCCCACGGGUCAGAAGGUGGUGUGCGACGAGAACCUCACCGCCAGGGGCUUUUCUUGCAGCUGGCGGGACGAGCACUCUGCACCCUUCUCCUGGCACACUCGCUCUCAGAUGGACCUCACCUUGGAUACACCCCCCGCUACGCCUUCACAUCCAAGCACCCCAGUUGAGCCCCCACCUACCAGCAUAGCAGGUGAAGGUCGGGUCAUACCAGGUGGAAGAGCUGUGUACACAGCAAGGCCACUCUCUUUACCACGACCACCACGUUUUCGAUGGCACUAUGAUCCCCCAGAUGACCCUCCAGACCCUCCGUCUGUAGUUGUCUCAGCCCCACGGUCUGCCACACUGCCAACAGAUCUUAACUGUGGGCCUAAACGAUCACCAACUUCAUUGAAGUACAUGUUGGUUCGCGGCAAGGGUGAGGAUGGUGAGGGCACUGGUUUAUUGGCACGUAUUCGAGGCGCUGUGGUAGCUCUCACUGCUACUUGCUUACCACUGCGUGCUCCCCAGGGCCAGACAUCACAUCUUUCACUUCAUCGUGCACCUGACAGUGGAGGCGAACCUGAUCUGCGACCUCCCCAUGUUCAGGCUCAGAAGGCACAAGUCAUGCAGAAUCAAGCAGAUGACCCAGCUUAUGACACAACCCAACAAAUCACUGGAGGCAGCCAUAUCCCAGAUGAAUGCAAAAUUGAAGAAGGUGGCAGCCAUGCGCUCCCUUCACUUUCAGCACUCUCUACUGACCCUACUCUUGCGGGCUAUGUCUGUUCACUCCCUGAUGACGAUGAUGAUGCCCCCUACACAGCCGCUUACCCUCCUGAGGCAACACGUGAGCCAGCUGCAGCACACAACACGACACCUAACACACUUACACCUGUGGAGAACCAGCCAAAGGUAGGCACAACACCCUAUAUCCCUCCACCUGUCGACCUGCCCACCCCCCUGCCCACACCAACUAUCAGUGAUACGACCAAGACUGUCAGCACCACUUUCUUGCACCCUGCCGCUCCGUCUCCCCGCCUACCGCCCUCACAACCCCCCAACAUUCAUGAUGACGCCCUCAGCGCCUUCUCAGAGCCUGACUCCACAACAGAUGCUCUGGACACUCCAAGGGAGGAACAACCUCUGCUCCGAAGGGAAAAACGUCUGGAGUCUGAGGAAGAGUCCAACCUGUUGUAUACCUCAGUGUUAUCAUCUAAGAGAGAGAGCAACAUUCCAAAGACAGGUUUUGAUUUCCUUGACAACUGGUAAAUUUAUCAACUCACAUGGGACCUGCUCAUGUGACUCAACUGGCCCAUGUGACAGCCUGAUCCCCUAACACAGCUGGACAUUAUGACAAAGCUUCAUCACCUGACAGCUAUCCUUGUGACACAGCCUGAUCACAUGGCACAGCUGGAUCAUGCGACACAACAGGACCACCUGACAUAAGCAACAGUGGUGGCAGGUUGGUCAGCCAUUUACUAUAGGUGGUGUCAUUUACUUACGAGUAGUCUAAAUAGUAAACACAAUGAACCUGAAAGAAAGUAUUCAGGGGGUUAAACCUGCUUUUCUUUAAUAACUACUGUCCAGAUUUACAAGUGUUAUUUGAUGUACAGUACUUUAAAAUACUGUGAGACAAUGUGUAUGCAACAAAGUAAAAAACAUAAAAAAUAUGUAUUUACAGUAUGCAAAUGAUAUAACUUGGUGCUUCUCAACAGACAGUAACUGGGGAAAAUGUAGACAGUGCAUAUUACCAGGUGUAGUUGUAGCACCCACAUUAUAAAAUGGAAGGGAAAUGUAGUGAGGAAACAACAGAAUAAAGGCAAUUAAUUGAGGAAUAGCUUGAAUUGCAACAUCUUAUUGGCAACAUCACAGAGGCCAUUUGUGUUGGUGGUGACAUAACUUCAGUGUGAUGAUUGAAACCCUUGAAUAGAAUUAAUCUAUUUUCUUUUUAUCAUCUUCAAUACUUGUCAGCUUACUAGCAGGCCAGCCAGUUCUGUUACGUACUGUUGGCAAGUACUGUACUACUAGGCAUCAGUAUUAUUUGGUUAUUUUCUUUAGUAUUUCAUGUGAUACUAAACAAAGUUGCCAACACACUACCACCACCUCAAGAAUGUUAUAGACAAAGACUGGUAGUCACCACAUAGUGAUAUUCCAUGGAAUUAAUUCACUAAGGUUUAUAUAGUACAGUACAAUGAUUAUUCCUCAUAACUGAAGAUGUAAGAAUCUACCCAUUAUGAUGACAGGGUAAAGCAUGCAUCUAAAAAUAAAACCAAAUUCUAUUGAGGGACUACCUGGUUGCAUUUACAAUACAGUACUUAACACCAGUUAGAGGAAAACCUUAAUGUGUAAAAUCUUUUUCAAUACAGUACAGUAUAUGCAUUAAAUUUUGCCUAAUAGUUAAGUGAACGCACCUACUGAGAGAGUCAUAUUUUAAUAUUAAUGAUGUUUUUGGAAGUUAUUUUUGCACUUUAUCUUAAGUCGACCAGUUACUGUAGGUGCAUUUUUAGAUCUUUACUUAUAAGGAAUAUUCAUCGUACAAACCUUUGUGAAUCAGGACCCUGACUGAUGGAUGAGGAAUCAUAACCAUGACAGGCUUUCAGUUUCUUCUUGGCUGUGGCAUCACAUUAUAGCUCAACACUGGUACAGUAAUGGUCAAAUAACAUGAUUAAGUUGUUAGUUAUGUUUCUUGUGCCUGGACAUAUAGCAGGACUCACAGAUUCUCAAUUAUUUACAAAUUAACUUUUCCUUUUAAUUGGAAAUGAAAACACAUCUAGUUAUUAUGGAGUCUUUGUGCAAUUUUGAAUCUGUUGGCUACCAACUGUAUUUCAUAGCUUAAGUGAGCUAGGUUUUAUGUGCUUAUGUACUGUACCUACAAUUUUAGUGUACAGUCCAGUAUGAAACUUUGACAAUAUGGGACAGGUAUUGAGCUACCUGGAUUAGUGAAGAGGAGUUGUCUAGGCGUGCUUACAGCAAGGCUGUUAUAUACCUCUUAUUAACUCAUAAAUUAAUGUAUUAGAAAUGGAGAAGUACUGUAGGCCUACUCUAUGCACAGCAGAAAUUAUCACUGUACAGUCUUAUUCAAGAUUCUUCGAACACUGCUGGAGAUAGCUGGCAAUUCAUUUAUUCAUAAUUUUUACUACGUACUAUAGUAAACAAAAAGCCUUGAGUUGCCAGUUGUCUCCAGCAGUGUUCGAAGAAUCUUGAACGAGACUGUACAUAGGUAUACAAUAUAAACACCUGAACAGUAUUAAGAAUAUCUACAUCUAAUACAGUAUUUCCUAUUCAGAAUAAACACAAUAUACGUAUACUUAGUUACAAUGAAAUUGGGUGGAUGACAAUAACUGUAAUGUUCUGUGAAUGUGAAACUUAAUCAGUAUUCAAGUUCUUGUGUUCCUGAAAUAUAGACAAUAGAUGAUAUAAGUAAGCCAGAGCAUGAGCAGUAACUCUUGUUAUUUUGCUCUUCUCUGGUAAUGCGGCUGUACUUAAUGCAUUAGAAUCCCAGGCCUACAUUCAUAUCAUGAUCAGGUAAAUAUUUUGGUUCCACAAUUUCUACGGGAUAAAAAAAAAUCAGAGGUGACACAAACAUUGGCACUGCAGUCUCUUCACAGUAACCAGCAGAUUAAAGGUGAAAAUAAAAAAUAAUUGUAUCGCAAUUCCAUCUUGAAGUUUCCUAAGACUUAAUACGUUAUCAGUACUGUACGUAAUUUUGGAGGUUGUCCAAACAAGGAGUGACAGGUGUGGUUCUUCAGGCUCCUCUUGUUCAGGCUAUACCCAGCACAUCACGUCCAAAUUUAGCAUAGACAGAUUGAUUUGAUUUGCAAUGAUCUUGCCACUAUCUAAACUGUUGCAUAAAUAUCCCUAGCUACAUUAAGUGACUCAUGAACGUAACACAUCAUUUGGUUUUCCCCAACACAAAUGUACGUUAAUGUACUGUACUACAAACAAUCUAACUUCAAUGUAAAGUAUAUCUCUCUUUAUCGUUUACUGUGUGUGGGAUAUUUAGUGCAGUUUGUCAGUUUUACUAAGUAACAAGGAAGAUAAUGUAAAAGCUCAACUAUAUCCUUGUAAAACUGAGCAAUACAAGGUUUGUAUAAUAUAAUGCCUUGUUGAAGUGUCAUCGUCACACUGCUGCGACCAGCACUUGCUCUCUCUUUUUUACAUCUUCAGUAUUCUGUUAGAUUUUUCACUGGCAUUAAAGUCUUUUACUGGGA
This is a messenger RNA of Homarus americanus (American lobster), 4851 nucleotides long. RefSeq lists its product as uncharacterized. Lineage: Eukaryota; Metazoa; Arthropoda; Malacostraca; Decapoda; Nephropidae. The record is from RefSeq and is a predicted model, not a curated record. The transcript is spliced from 5 exons. The coding region runs from base 389 to 1909 and encodes 506 amino acids.